AUGUCGGCUCAAAACAGUACAAACUCGUCUCCAACACGAUAUAAUCAAGGCGGCAAUCCCAACACUCAAAAGAAGAAUCAUCCCUUCAUUACCUCAGGUUUAUUCGACGUUUUGUCUCAAAUUGAAACGGAGAUCAAUGGACAAUACGGUUUUUGUGAAUGCAUGACUACCAUUGUGGUUACCAAUCGCGAUACCGAUGAACUCCUGGAAUGCGCAAUUAAAGGAGCUGCUUACAUUGGGCCGGACCUCAUCCUCAAUGAUGGAACUAUUUAUUACCUCAAGGGUCGAAUAUUAGCUCUCAAUCACGAUGAUCUACAAGUAUUUUACUACGAAGCGGAGAAUAGUAUCCCCGUCUCCCCCUCCGAGUCAUUUCGAACUGAGCUGGCUAACAAGGUCUCAGUAACUGGCCUUGGGAUAAUAUCCUCUCGAGAAGUGGAGAAUGUCAGCCCGGGCAAAGAUAACAUCAUUAUCGUAGUUGAACAUUCAGAUUUCAAUCCUGCCAUACGUGAUCAAGAUACAUUCCAAGUUGAGUAUAGAUGUAAUUGGUCCCCUUUGAUGGCCAAGUUACAAAGUCUCUUAGUUCCACGUCGCGAAGCACUUCUCACUGGCCGAAUUACGGGUUACAUCCCAUCUCGCAAUAUGUGGUCUGUCGAGGUAUCUGGCGUUAACAUUACUACUGGCCACGAAUCUGGUCAGCAGUCGUCUCUGCCAUCUACCGGCUCCUCUCUAGGCACACCAGGCGGAAGAACUCGAGGCAAAUUAUUCGUACCAGGUGGCACUGGUAAAAAGGCUGCUGCGUCACCAUCUAUCGUUGGAGACUCAAUUGGUGAAGUCGACGAAGGAAUCAGCUCAACUGGGCCAAAAGGCAAAGGGAAAGCCACUGUUACUGCUUCCACCUCCCGCGGAGCUGCAAAACGAACAAAGGUCAAUGGAUCUGAUGCGGAAUAG
Molecule: messenger RNA, 948 nt
Organism: Melampsora larici-populina 98AG31
Lineage: Eukaryota; Fungi; Basidiomycota; Pucciniomycetes; Pucciniales; Melampsoraceae
Exons: 5
Coding region: 1-948 (315 amino acids)
Source: RefSeq, a predicted model, not a curated record